GUCGGCUCACACGCCAGAGCGGAGCCCAGGGAAGGAGCACUGAGAAGCCAGCGGCACAGGGACGCAUGGCAAGGGGCACUUCUUGAGAUUAAACCCAGAACUCCAGUUGUUACUGCUGUCUUGUCCGAAGUGCAGUCUAGUGAAGUUCAGCCCCCCAAUUCUAUUUGCCACCAUGCUUCACUCCCCACUGAAAACAGCUCUGGCUUAUGAGUGUUUCCAAGACCAGGCUAGUUCCACACUGGCCUUACCCUCGGAUCACAAGCUGAAAACUAGGGGCACUGGAAAGCAGAGGGUCCAGGAGCAGGUGAUGAUGACAGUGAAGCGUCAGAAGCAAAAGUCCUUGUCAUCCAGCAUGAGCCACUCCAACCGAGGUUCCAUGUAUGAGGGUCUGGCUGAUGGCUAUGCUUAUGGGACAGGCCGGGGCAGCUAUUAUGCCAAAAACCAGACAGGAAACGGCACCUGGGGAUAUCCGCAGUUGUACAAUGGGACCCUUAAAAGGGACACAGAGAAUAAACGCUACAGCUCUUACAGCCAAAUGGAAGGCUGGGGCAGCAAGAACUACAACAAAAUCUGCAACACCCCCAGGGCCGGCAGUGACUACUGCUUUGCUCAGACCAUGAAGACCAGCCGGAGUGAGCCUGACCUCUGCUGUGAGCCACCCCGGGGCACUCUUAAGAGAAAUCAGGGAUACCAGGCAGGGCACAAAGCAACCCUGAAUCGCCAAAGCAUCUACAGCAGCUAUAGCACCCAGCAAGGGACUACUAGGACAAAUAAAAAAAUGGCAGCGCGUGCUCUCUCCUGUCCUUCAAGCAAUAAGCAGGAGGUGGUAUAUGCUGAGCCUAGGAUGAGCGGCAAGCAGGAGAUGGCAUAUACACGGUCUCAGUCCAGCUCCAAAAUAUGCAGUGAUGAGCCAGACUAUGGUACCAUGACCAUCCAGAAAGCCAUUCAGUUCCUGUGCUCCUCGGAUGAGAAACAUCAAGCCAUGGGUGCUUACUACCUCCAGCACACCUGCUUCCAGGAUGAAUCUGCCAAGCAAGAGGUCUACCGGCUGGGUGGCAUUGCCAAGCUGGUCGAACUCCUCCGCAGCACAAACCAGAAUGUGCAGCAGGCCGCAGCCGGGGCUCUUAGAAACACAGUCUUCAGAAAUCCGGUCAACAAGAUAGAAACCCGACGGCAGAAUGGAAUCAGGGAGAGUGUGAGCCUUCUGAGGAGAGCUGGGAACACUGAAACACAGAAGCAGCUGACAGGGCUGCUAUGGAACUUGUCCUCCACGGAUGAACUGAAAGAAGAGUUGAUACAGGAAGCCCUCCCUGUCUUGACAGAUUGUGUUAUUGUUCCUUUCUCUGGCUGGUCUGAUGGCACCAGUAAUAGGACAAGACAAAUUAUUGACCCAGAGGUAUUCUUCAAUGCCACAGGCUGUUUGAGGAACCUGAGUUCUGCAGACAUGGGACGCCAGACCAUGAGAAACUACCCUGGCCUGGUUGAUUCAGUCAUGACUUAUGCCCAGAACUGCGUGGCUGCUAACCGACCUGAUGAUAAGUCUGUGGAGAACUGCCUCUGCAUCCUGCACAAUCUCUCCUACCGCCUGGAUGCCGAGGUGCCCAAUAAAUACACCCAACUCAACCACAUGGCCCGGAAUGCCUCCAUGGACCGAUCUCUCACAGGCUGCUUCAACAGCAGAGGAGGAAAACUGGAGGAAGAUGAAUAUAAUGUCCCUCUGCCUGAGGAGGAUUACAAACCCAGAGGAGCCAACUGGCUUUACCAUUCUGAUGCCAUCCGCACAUACCUGUCCCUGAUGGACAAGAGCAAGAAAGACUCCACCCUGGAAGCUUGUGCAGGAGCCCUGCAGAACCUCACUGCAAGCAGAGGACUGAUGUCUAAUGCAAUGAGCCAGGUGAUUGGUUUGAAGGAAAAGGGAUUGCCUCGUAUAGCACGGCUUCUCCAAUCCAACUGCUCUGAAGUUGUCCGAUCUGGGACUUCUUUGCUGAGCAACAUGUCCCGACAUCCUGUUCUCCAUAAAACCAUGGCUCACCAGGUGCUUCCAGAUGUGUCGCGUCUCCUGUCCUUCCAGAGUGCAAACACCAACACCUAUGGAGAGAUCAUGUCAUCAGCUUGCUACACUCUGAGGAACCUCAUCAUGUCCAACCCACACCUGGGCAAAUCCUACUUGACAAGCAACGUGAUGAAUAAUGUAUUAAGCCUCUGCCGAAAUGGCUCCUGCCCAAAAGCUGCUGAGGCUGCUCGUCUCCUACUGAGUGACCUUUGGUCAAAUAGGGAGCUGCAGAGUGUGCUCAAACAGCAAGGAUUUGAUAAGAACAUGAUGGGAUCCUUAGCUUCGACCACUUUCAGGACCCUGUCCUCCAGAUUUUAGAGACCUCCAGCAGAAGAUGAAGCUGCAGGGUUUAUCAUUGGUUCAUGUCUGGGAAGAUCCAAUCCACGAGGGAUUAGGCAGGACAUUAAAGAUAUACAGUCUUUCUAGAGUUAAGCUCACCUGUAAAGAUAACUAAGUACGAAAAUUUUAUGUGGACGAUACUGAUAUUUUAAAGCAUUUUCUUCAUUUCUUAGAGGGGGUGGGGUGGGGAGGGGAGUUUUCAGUUUAAAAUUUCUUGAUGUCAAAGCUUGUGUGUGUUUCUGUUCAUGUAUGUGCACACAUUCAUAUAUCUCCAUACCCAUCCACCCACAUCCAGACACACACAAGUGGACUUUUCCAGAGGGUUUCCUAGGGGGGUUAGUCCCCACAAAUUCUAUUGUAAAUCAUUGGGAAGUGUGUACCUAACCCUCUCAGGAGUUUCUGAAAACCUCACGCUAUAUAUGCACUAACCACUGCUUUCUCAAACCCUUGUCACAACCCAUUUUUACCCAAAUAUGCAAAACUACCACGCUAUGCAUUUAUUCCAUUGUAGAUGGCCACUGUAGACAGAUUCACAACACAAUGCUCCUAUUUUAGAUGGCUGGUGAUUUCUAACCUUUGUGGACAUGGGCUUCUCUCUCUGCUUUUGACUCUUUCUCAAGUCAGCUUUCAUUAGUCAGAUUUAUUAGGUAUUGGCUGUCAUAGGUCACGUGAUUUCUAAAUCUCAAGAAGCAAAUCCAUAUCUGAAAAGUAUCCCUUAAAUCACAGUCGUUAAAAAUUCUCAUCAACUGUAUGUUACAGAACAAUAUAAAUAAUUCAUGGAAGACAUUGGGGACACAAACCGUGUUGAACAUCACAACAAUUAUACCCAGAUCUAAAAAUGUUAUUACAGUCAGCUGCCAUCUCAUCCCUGUAGCAGGCCAAGCAUGCCAUUUGAUAAGCUCAGAUGCACACAGAUAAAUGCAGUUAUUUCCCACAGCUGCUGUGAAGUUUGAGUGUGGCUUGAAAGGAGAGAAAGGUAGCAUUUUUAUGACUGUGACUGAUUAGAAACCAACAUAGCAUAUUGUUAUUAAAAUGGUUUUAAACAUUGAAAAAAGCUACAUUAGGAAAUAUAUUAUGAAGUAUUUUCUAGUCCCAAGAGCAUCUUCAACUCAUCCUGUUCUACAAAGGCUGGCUGAAGUGGCAGAGGAAACCUAAAUUCCCUAUCAAUCAUUUGAUUUAGUCUUAAGUCAUUUAACAGAUCAAACAGAUGGUUCUGUCUUGCUCUUUUUCAAAAAGAUCUCUCCCCAGGCUUUUUUGGAAGCAUGUCUCCCUUGGGGAAAGGAUUGAUGAACUUAUUGAGUACAUAUGUGCUAAUUGUCUUACAUGCAAUACUGUUGCAUGGUGCAACUCUGAUGGAGCAUAGGCAUUUUAUAAAUUCUGGGGUUGAGUGGGACUUGCUGAAAACAAGCACUAUGGAAAUGAGCCAAGAAAGGGAAACAAUGCAAGGGUUUGUUGGGUGUUUUUUUGGUUGUUGUUUUUUGUUUUGUUUUGUUUUGUUGGGGGGGGGGCGCAGUUUGGAGGCAAAAGGACAGAGCCAGCUCUUCAGAUGGUGGAAAUCAGACCGACUCCGUCAGCUUAAAUUAAUGUCAGUAAAUUUGCAUGAACUGAUAAUCUUCCUCAAAGAGUUUAAAUUUGCCCCGGUCUGGCUGUUCUCUAGGUCUGAGCAGAGAGAUAGAUAAUUUAGAAAUUGCACCUUCUUGUAUUGGUAUGAAGUAUGACUAUUCAGCCAAGGCACAAAUGCAAGAAAGGAAUGGUAAAAUGCAGGGGUGGCCAACCUGCAGCACAGGUGCCACAAGUGGCAUGGCAGCUAGGCCUGUGCGAAGCAGCUAGUAUUUGCUUUGGAUUCAGAUUCGGCCGAUUCGGGGGACAGUGAUUCGAUCUGGUGAUUCGAAUCACUGUCCUGAUUCAAUUCGACUGAAUCUGAUUUGGAGAUUCAGCUGCUGCCAAAUCACCCCCCACCUGGCAGCACCCAGUGAGCACUGGGGCUUUUCUUUAAAGUACAGGGAGCUGGGGUGGGCAGGGCAACUGUGGCGGGGCUGGGGGAGUGGGCAGGGGUCAGUGGGGCUGGGAGAGCGAGUGGGGUCAGGGGGGCUGGCAGGGGUCCCCCCAUGGUCUCCUCCCCCCUCCUCCAACCCCCCCUCCCCUGCCCCUAGUACUUCCCAGCUCGGAGUGGCUGAAGCUGCCUGCUAAUGAAUUGGGACUGCCCAAAUCACCAAAGAUUCGGAGAGCUUUGAAUCGAUUCGGACCUUUAAAUUGCUCCCCUGAUUUGAUUCGGAUUCAGCGAUUCGCCCACUGAAUUGGGCUGAAUCUCUUCCAAAUCAAAUCACCAACUGAAGCUUAACACAGCCCUAAUAGCAGCCUCUGUGAAUGGCACGCAGCAGAUCAAAGAGGGAGCUGGCAGCCUGGUGGCAGAUAGGCCAGGGAGCAGAAAGGAGAGCAGCAGAUCAGGCAGAAAGCACAGGGCAGGAAGCAGGGAGUAGAAUGCCUGCCAAAAAGGUUGGCCCUGUUUGGUAUGGUGGAGAGGGUUAUUCAGUUAACUUUCACUGGAGAAGCAGAAGGUCUUUUAACAAUUUGCAUGUUGAGGGGCAAAGUCUGCUUCCUCACUAACUUCUAGGCAAGGAUAUUUGCUUAAGAGAGGUAGAGGAAGAAAUAAGCUUUCCUGAAUUGGACUGCUGAACCUUAACAAAUGCAUAUGGUCCCACACUCAGGAGCAUUUAAGCCUAGCUGCAGCUGGGGAAUUUUGGCCUGGGGUCUUGACCUUGCCAUACAGCUCAGAUAUUAAACUACUGAUAUAUGUGGUUCCAGAUGUUUUUAACAGAACACAAGAGUUUGUCUGCCAAAUUUUGUUUUAGGAAUAUAGGAACAUAGGGCUGGAAGGUGCCCAAUGAGGUCAUCUAGUCCAACCCCUGCACAAGGCAGGCUUAUCCCUGACUAAACCAUCCUGGUCUGUCUAAGUAGCCAAAUGUCUGUUCCAGUGCUUAUGUACAAGAUACUAUACUUUUGGAAUAAGGGUGUAUUGAGUGUAAUUUUUCAUCCUGUCCCUUUCCUAGUUUGUUUGUACAAUCAUUUCACUUGCAUGGGCAAUCUGAGCAACUGUGCACUUACAAUUUAUGCAUUUGAGCAUAACAUCUUUGCUUUAAAAUUAAUAGAGAAAGCCUAAUGAUGUAAUGCCAAGGGGAGUUCAUUAUAAUUUUGCAGUUAAUCACAUGCUGUGCCUUUAUUUGAAAACAUCAUUACUUUAUAGAACAACUAAAUUUUGUGUACUGCUUUAGAGGGUAAGGCAUAAAUAGUGGUAACUAAAUGAAAAUGGCCUGCUAAUUAUAUUCUUUUCAAGUGCCUUAUGGUUAAUUCUUAAAGUCAAAGGAACAUUUACAUCACUGGCAUAAAUUUUGUUAAUUUUACUGGAGAGUUUUAAGCCAAGUUCAACAAAUAACUUCAGAAGAGAUAACCGUAUAAGGUGUGGUUCAUUAUUACAUCCCGCAAUUUAGCAGAUAGCCAAAUCAGGAGAUUAGUGUGCUCUACAGCAACAAGCACAUCAUGUUGUACAAUCAGGAACCACACAAUUACCUCAAAGCUAUUGCACAACUACAAUUUGCCGGUAAAAUUCAGUGAUAAUAGAGGUCAUUCUCCUCUCACCCACCUGAGGGUAAACCUGGAUUCACUCUAGAAAUCAGUGAAGUAGCCCUGGUGUUAAAUUAGUAGGUGAAAAGAGAAUCCGACCCUUUGGAAGAAGUUGUUCAGUGAAAGAGGAGUUUAGUGAUUUACUUUGCCAUGUAAAAAGACAUGUCUACCUUUAAAUCAAAAACCUGCACUGCUUAGAGUGACACUGGUUCUUAAAAGAAUAUUUUAAAAUAUUUACGGGGGUGUUGGUUGUAGCCGUGUUGGUCUAAGGACACAGGCAGACAAGGUUCUUUGAGUGAAUCUGAUAUCUUUUAUUAGACCAAGUUGGUCUAAUAAAAGAUAUCAGAUUCACCCAAAGAACCUUGUCUGCCUAAAAAUAUUUGUGUGACAACUUCUUCAACAACAGUAUAAGUGUAUUUUGAGCCUAGGAUUUUGUUUUUUUGCAUGCUAAAAAGAGAUUUUAUCAUAUCCUCAAAUAAUACCGAUGAGAGCAGGCCUGCCGUACACAGCCUGUGCUCCUGUUUGUGUUGUAUUGGUGGUAAAGGAACGGAGAUUUACUUGGCUGUUGCUCAUCGCCACCUGAAACUCUACCACAUGUAGAAGUAAGAAUUUAGUGUCUGCCUAGAACGGGGAUAGCCAACCUGCAGCAAGCUUCCCACAAGAGGCAUGAGAAGUUUCUGCGUGGCAUGCGGCAGGUCAUGGAGGGGACAGCAAAGCAGCAGACUGGACAAGGAGCAGAAGGCAGAGCAGGAGAUCAGGCAGGGAGCUGCAAGCAGAACAAUAGAUCAGGUAGGGAACAUAAGGCAAGGAGAAAAACCAGAGGAACUGAUCAGGCAAGGGAAGGGGAUCAGAGUGGCACUCAGGGAGGGUGUGGGGCUAAUUUGUGGUACAGAUGCCAAAAAGGUUGCCCCUCCCCACCUCCACCCCUUGCCCUGCUAGCAUAGAAUAUAAGUCGUAUAUAGAUGUACCACACCUGGUUGUGUUCUAUGCUUAGCUCAAGAGUUGCUUCUAUUUUCCGACAAAUGCUUUCUUUUGUAUACUGUAAAAUCCUAAUAGAGGGAAGAGUCAGCCAUUAUCUUCCAGCCCCGGAAUUUCAGAUGCAUUGUGGACAAUUUAAAAGCCAUCUAGGCUGCUUUAUUUCUCUGUUACCUUACCACCAUUUUAUCACCAUCUCUGUAACCAAAUAGCCUAUAGCUAUAGAAUAUAUUCUGUAAGGUAUAGAUGAGUGAGAAUAAUGUGCCAGAGUUGUUUUUCUAUACUGUAUGUAUUUGCUUCACUGGAAAUUUUGAAAUCAAUAAAAGUCAUGGUAUUUCUUGA
This is a messenger RNA of Alligator mississippiensis (American alligator), 7330 nucleotides long. It is a transcript of the gene PKP1, whose product is annotated as plakophilin 1. Gene Ontology annotation, molecular function: cadherin binding. The coding region runs from base 173 to 2371 and encodes 732 amino acids. Gene Ontology annotation, biological process: intermediate filament bundle assembly; cell-cell junction assembly; cell-cell adhesion. The transcript has 14 exons. Gene Ontology annotation, cellular component: cytoplasm; nucleus; adherens junction. Lineage: Eukaryota; Metazoa; Chordata; Crocodylia; Alligatoridae. The record is from RefSeq and is a predicted model, not a curated record.